Penicillium digitatum Pd1 is the source of this 513-nucleotide messenger RNA. Lineage: Eukaryota; Fungi; Ascomycota; Eurotiomycetes; Eurotiales; Aspergillaceae. The record is from RefSeq and is a predicted model, not a curated record.
AUGACAACGCCACAGUGUGACCAAAAACUUCCUGAUUGUGCCAAAUGCGACCAGUAUGGGCAAUCUUGUCCUGGAUAUGACCGAGGCUUGAAGUUUAUUACUGGAAAACCACAUCGGGAUUGGCGUCAACCCAAUCCAAAGAAUGAUAAUUUGGACGGAAUACGCCCCAAGAGUUCAGCCUCGAAUUCUACACUUGAUUUUAAGUCAACCUACCAGGAUUUGACCCAGAGAGAGAAGCUAUCCACUCUUCUUUCUGCGGAUAUGAAUGUUGUGCAACAUAUUUGUGUUCUCAUUGACGAUUUCUCUCAACCACACACUCCCAGUCCAACACAUGUUGUGGUCCGAAGGCAUGGAUUUAUUCCCACCAUUUAUGGCCGAACUCGAGCAUUGGAUGCCACAAUAAGGUCUUUCACAGCUUAUCAUUUUGGGUGCACUACCAAAAAACAGCCAAAUGGUGUCGUACGCCCGAUCAGCUUAUGGGGAAGCCUUGCGUGCGCCCAGAGUCGUGGAUGA